UUGUUGAAGAGCGAAAUUAAACCCAUUGCCGUAUCAAGUUCCGAGGAUGCUGUAGAAAUCAAACCUGAACUGCCAGUUGCUCCCACUGAGACUCCUGAAGUUGCUGCUGCCCGUGCCGCCCAUCUUGAAGCUAAAGCCUUUGAAGAAUCUCACCAGAUCAAGAAGCGUUCCUUAAGAUAUUUGGCGAACCCUCCAAUCCUGUCUACUUAUUCAGCCCUUCCAGUACCCCUUGUGUCUUCUCCAUUGUACUCUGCACCGAUAGCAGUAUCAAGCCCCGUCAUCGGCAACGCUUACAGAAUCCACUACUAA
Messenger RNA from Danaus chrysippus (African queen), 309 nucleotides. The record is from the annotation of a GenBank genome assembly. NCBI's taxonomy places the organism in Eukaryota, Metazoa, Arthropoda, Insecta, Lepidoptera, Nymphalidae.